Musa acuminata subsp. malaccensis (wild Malaysian banana) is the source of this 2677-nucleotide messenger RNA. The record is from RefSeq and is a predicted model, not a curated record. NCBI's taxonomy places the organism in Eukaryota, Viridiplantae, Streptophyta, Magnoliopsida, Zingiberales, Musaceae.
ACAGAAUCUAAGGAGUCCACAAGAGCCUAGAUAUAAGCAUGGCAUCGUGUUUUCUCAGUCAUUCUUCUUCUCAUGCUAUUGCAUAUGAUGGAAUGCUUGCUAUCCAAGAAGUUAUGACCUUAAUCAGUAUACAGUGUCCAUCAAAGAAGAGCUUCAACAUCAGUGGAUGAUACUACAUGUGAAGGAAAUGUAACUCAACAGGAUCCACCAGAGAAUCUCAGAGCCAACGAAAGCCAAGACAUGGAUCUUCCAUGGCAGGUCUUUCUGAGCACUUCUUGAAUGUGUUUGUCCCGAGGCUGGUCUUUGCUCUCCCCCAGCAAGGUUUAAUCUUUCUUGGGACCAGCAAAACAUUCCACAGUCCAGAGUCACACUCCCUUCCUCCCAUAUAUCUUUAUCUUGCACUUUCGCUUCCCUACCAACUCCCCCCUCACGCAGGUCUUGUCUUUUUACCUCCUCCACCAUCUACUUUUCUUGAAGAAAUGUCUCGUCUCAUGUGUCGCUCCUCUCGCACCGGAGUUCCUCUCCUCUCUGGUUUCAUCUGAGGUUGACGGCAACAAAAUAUGGUGAGAUUAGUUGGGUAUCGAGAGCUGCUUCCUUUUCUUGCUUUCGCAUCGGGGUUUCUCUUCCUGCCUUCGGGGUCGUUUGCUGAUGAGGUUACUGCGCUCGAAGCUUUCAGGAAAGCCAUAUAUGAAGACCCCCUCUCGAGGUUGUCUGACUGGAAUCCCCAGGAUCCAAAUCCUUGCAACUGGACUGGCAUCAAAUGCUCAAGCCCUCCUCAGAAUAUUGUUAUUUCCAUAAACCUCUCCUCUUCGUCUUUGAAAGGAUUUCUAGCUCCGCAGCUUGGCUCGCUGCAAUGGUUGCAAGAAUUAGUUUUGGAUAACAACUUGCUUAUGGGAACCAUACCAUAUCAACUAAGCACAUUAACAAACCUUAUUAUGUUGAAUUUGAGUGUAAAUGAACUCUCAGGACCCAUUCCUCCAGAAAUUGGAAAUUUGACCAGCAUUACAAAAAUAGAUCUUCAUUCUAAUAGAUUGAAUGGUUAUAUACCCCCGGAGCUCGGAGAUUUGACUAAACUAUUUGAGUUGCGGUUAGAUAGGAACAAGCUCAGUGGAGUUAUUCCUGUGAGCAAUGUUUCAAACAUGCUUGCUUCUCAGGAAAAGGGCUCAGGUUUAUGCCAAUUAACUCACUUAGGAGUUGGAGAUUUCUCAUACAACUUUUUGGUCGGCAAAAUUCCCUCUUGCCUGGACUAUCUUCCAAGAUCAAAUUUUCAAGGAAAUUGCUUUGAUGUUGAUGGCUCUGUCUUUCAGCGAUCUGCUCAACAAUGUAGCUCAGUGAAUAUCCUGGACUCAGACGGAGAUUCUAAAAGGAAUUACCCUGAGAGGCUUAAGCACAAGAAACCUUCACAACCGUUUUGGCUUCUGAUUCUGGAAAUUGCUACUGGAGUUCUUGUUCUUGUUUUCCUGAUUACAUGCAUGGCCACUGCCUGUAACAGAUGCAAAAGAAAAUCAUAUCUUCUCUCAUGGAGAAAAAUCCCAAGUUGGAAUGACCACACAGCAUUAUCAAUUGAUCCUGACUUGUUGAAAAAUGUUUUGAGAAUAAGCUACCAAGAAAUUGAGGCAGCUUGUGAGGAUUUUAGUAACGUAAUUGGAUCUUCUCUGUAUAAUCUAGUUUACAAAGGCACUAUGAAGAAUGGGCCUGAAAUCGCUGUAAUAUCACUUUGUAUUUCAGGAGACCAGUGGACUAGCUCUCAUGAGCUUUACUUUCAAACUGAGGUUGCAACUCAGUCUAAAAUAAUUCAUGAGAACACAGCGAAAUUUCUUGGUUACUGCCAAGAAGGUGACCCAUUUUCUAGAAUGCUCGUCUUUGAAUAUGCAUCAAAUGGAACACUGUAUGAGCAUAUUCAUUAUGGUGAUGGGUGCCAGUUAUCUUGGCUCAGACGCACAAAAAUUGCCAUUGGUAUUGCUCGUGGACUAAGAUAUUUACAUACCGAACUUCAGCCUCCAUUCACAAUAGCAGAAUUAACUUCCAGUACAGUAUACCUCACUGAAGAUUUUUCUCCUAAGUUGGUUGAUUUUGAGAGAUGGAAGAACAUUUUCUUGAAAUCAAGAAUGCAUUCUGGAUAUGUCACGAGUGGAGGUUCACUAAAUGGCUCUGUGGAUUCUCUUAAAAGCCAGUUUUUGGAUGUCCAGGGGAAUAUAUAUGCGUUUGGGGUAAUUUUACUAGAAUUAAUAAGUGGAAGACCAGCAUACUGCAAAGAAAGAGGUUCCUUGUUGGAUUGGGCUAUGAAGUACUUAGACAAUCCAGAAGAAAGAGGCAAGCUAGUAGACCCUCAGCUCAAAAAGGUCAAGCCUGAAGACCUGGCGAUAAUAUGCAAUGUGAUAAGUCUUUGCCUUGAACCCGAACCAUCAAAGAGGCCAUCAAUGCAGAUAAUAGCUGCUCUGUUGGAAGACGGUAUCGACGUCACGGUUAAUGCCAUGCUCAAGGACUAUCCUUUGGCAUGGGCAGAGCUCGCAGUAGCAUCAUAGUUUGGAGGCAAUCUUACUGUACAGUUGAAGUUUAAAUGAGAAAAUAACCUUUUUAUACAAAAUUUUCUUGUAGGACUUUUUUUCCUUUAUCAGUUGAUCUGUGACAGUGAUUGAAUAGAGAUUGAAAACAGAAAAGGAGAACAGUUAUUUCA